AUGUUGGAACCACGCCGAUCUGGAGAAAGCCCGGCAAGAACGGGAACGAUCCGGUUCCCGGGCAGGUCUCUCGAUACCAACUUCUCGACCAGGGCUACUCAGCUCCGAGAUAUGUACGCGGAUUCCUCCUUGGGGUCGACAAACUCCUCUCCCUCCGAUAACUCCUCCUUUGAGACUCCAAUCCGUCCUGCCUCGCAUAUGGACAGCCGUUCGCAGGUUCCGCCGAGCCGAAUCCUGCAAGAGUCGCCGUCAAUCCAGAUGAAUCGAGCCAAAGUCAGCGGAGCGAACAGAGGGUCUAGCUUGAUGGCAGCAAGCCCGGUACCCUCGAGACCUGUCAACGUACCUCAGCCCUCUCGAUCGAACACGCAGCCCCAGCCGACCCCAUCACGACUAGCCGCUCCAAUCGUACUCGGUCCCCCUGUCAUCGCUCCUCCUGUCAUCGCCCGUUCCAGUCAAGGGCAAUCUAGUCAGCCUGCACGCCCCGUACGAACCUAUGCCUCCCCUCCAACGACACAGCAACCCACACGAUCAAACUCUAGCUCCUCUUCCAUGAAUCCUCCGCCUCCUCCGGUUGCCGGUGUUGCUCAACGACAAUCUGGUCAUCAACUUCAAAAGAUGCUGGCUACAGCGAACAAUAACGCAAAGGACAUCAGCGAUCACACCAGAACACUCGCCUUACAUGCGCAACAGAUACAGGAGCAAGGGAAGGCGUCGACCGGCCUGGAGAAGAUCGUCGAGGAGCUUCGUCAGCAAAUGAACCGACUGGCACAGGAGCACGUCAACGUGAAGGCUCAGCUAGCGGAUCUCCAGGAGCGUGUCGAAAGCGGAGCAGUCGGAUGUCAGGUGGACGUUGAUGAGGGCUUGACGAAGGUGGUAUCGGUGGUGGUUCGAGCGGCAGCCAGUGUUGCGUAUGGCUGCACUCCUCCAAAGGCAUAUCCUGCCGAAGAAGAGGAGUGGCCACGGGUGGAAGCAGCGGAUGGAAGUCUAGGAGAAUUGGCGAUGAGAUGGGAUCUGGAUCAGCACUUUACAUCGGACCGCAAUACCGUCCAGACCAACAAGCUACUCACAAUCCUCAAAUACCAAAUCGGAAACCUUCCCCUGACCGCCGACAUCCCUCGAGAAUCUGUUCCUCCUUAUCUCGACAAUGCAAACCUCUACAACAAUGCGAUCUCUGUCCUGUUCCGUCAGUACCAGGCUGCUAUGAAGAAAAAGAAGGCUUCCGAAGCGCGGACGAGGCAGAUGGAGCUGGCGGAGGAGAUCGCAGAGAUGGAAGAGCAGGGAGCUUCCGAGGCGGAAAUCCAAGCGAAAAAGGACGAGUUGGAAGAGAUGAACAAGGGCCAGGGGGUGCCCAGAAAGUAUCUGAAAGGGAAUGUGAAAUCAAAGGCGAAUACAGUACAAAGGUGGAUUUCAGCCCGACGUCCAUUGACGGAGUACAAAGGUCCCGAAUAUGACUGUCUCGAUAGCGUGUUCUGCACGGUACCGCUCUACUGCGUGAAUCCAGAUGUCGAGGAUGAGGGAAAGAUCUGGUGCUGGCCUGACAUGCAAGGCGUGUAUUCUGAACAGUUCAUCAAAGCGUGGCGUACCAUAUACUUUUUGCGACAUUCCACGUUAGGAAAAGGCGGCGGCGUACAGGCGUCACCCGAACCCCCUGGCGGCGCGGUGAGGCAAAAGGCCAUUCCUCUCUUUCCUUCUCGCUAUGUCGAUUUGCAUACCGGCCCUCAAGAAUGGAUGUUCGCCCAGAGCUGGCUGGAGGACGAAGACAAUGCCGAUCAGGUCGAUAUGCUUGUCGUUCCUGCUACGCAACCGACGAGCGUUCAGGAAGUACUCACCAGCAACUGGUAUGCCACGCACGCAUGGGUCACCAAGUCCAAGGCAAGGACCGGAGCCAGUGCAAAGACUGGAGCCACUACCAAGAAGCAGACGAAGGGUGCGGGAUCGUCUGGGGGGAAAGGACGUACCAAAUCGACUACCCCGGCCGCCAUGGCCGCUUCGAGCUCGGGUGUCGAUGCCAACAGGCAGCGAGGCAUCCGCGGCGAGUCGAUCCCUGGAAACUUCGAUGGAGGAAGAAUGCAUACCGGUUCGAUGAGUCCUGUCCCAGCCAGUCAGCCAACCCACUUCAACACCCGAAACAUACCUGGCCUCUCAGUCACCAACCGCAUGCAAAAGUCUCCUUCGUGCGACGGCCUCAGUCCAGUAGGCGAUGCCCGAUCCCCCACCGACCGCCACCAGGACGAAAAUCAUAAUCAGUUUCAAGGUUUCAGAAUGGAUAUCGAUCCUCCCGCCGCUAUACGUACCUACUACGAAGAUUUCACUUCUCCGGACGAAUCUCAAGGUGCCGGAUAUACCCACAUGGGUGGCAUGCCGGGUAACGAGGAUUUGGAGAUGACGCCGGAGGAGCUCCGACAAGCGAUGGCCGCUUACCCCGACCUCUUCACCGAUAUCAACAACUAA
Messenger RNA from Filobasidium floriforme, 2451 nucleotides. RefSeq lists its product as uncharacterized. Lineage: Eukaryota; Fungi; Basidiomycota; Tremellomycetes; Filobasidiales; Filobasidiaceae. The transcript is spliced from 5 exons. The record is from RefSeq and is a predicted model, not a curated record. The coding region runs from base 1 to 2451 and encodes 816 amino acids.